Molecule: messenger RNA, 387 nt
Organism: Symbiodinium sp. CCMP2592
Lineage: Eukaryota; Dinophyceae; Suessiales; Symbiodiniaceae
Source: the annotation of a GenBank genome assembly
AUGCCAGACAAGCGGGUGAUCUUUCAGGGCUUAGCGGACACUGGCCCAUCCACCCGAAGUGGCGAAGCGGCUCGGCAUCCUGUCGAGCGGCUGCUCAUUGACCACAGCCGCAGGGAGCAGCAGGAGGAGAUGAGGAACAAAGCUCUGGUAUUCGGCCAACAUGCUCCACUGAAAGCCAAGAUGGAGCGCGAGCUGCUGUCACAGUUCCAGCGCUUGCCUGGCUUACCCUCCUCUUUGGUGGGACUGGAGACUGUCAUGGACAUGGAAGACACAAUCGAAUUCGAGGACAUCAUGAACCUAGAGGCCAACUCAGCACUGUCGCGCUUCACAGGUCCGAACAGGGGGCUUCAUGACAUCAUGGAGCAGCGCCUCAAUAUGCGAUUCUGA